Messenger RNA from Dioscorea cayenensis subsp. rotundata (Guinea yam), 1605 nucleotides. Its product is annotated as histone deacetylase 19-like. NCBI's taxonomy places the organism in Eukaryota, Viridiplantae, Streptophyta, Magnoliopsida, Dioscoreales, Dioscoreaceae. The record is from RefSeq and is a predicted model, not a curated record. The coding region runs from base 1 to 1227 and encodes 408 amino acids. The transcript has 3 exons. Gene Ontology annotation, molecular function: histone deacetylase activity.
AUGGAGACCGGCGGGAACUCACUGCCUUCUGGCGCUGAUGGAAAGAAGAGGAAAGUGUCCUACUACUACGACCAUUUGAUCGGCAACUACCACUACGGCUCCGGCCAUUCUAUGAAACCUCUUCGGAUUGCCAUGACUCACGAUCUACUCCUUAAAUACCGCGUCUUAGACAAUAUGCAAGUCUUCAAACCCAUUAAAGCCACCUCCUACGACCUUCGCCAGUUCCACUCCGACGAAUACAUCAGUUUCUUGAAACGCAUCACGCCGGACAAUGCCAAAGAGUUGGCCGGCCUCUGCAAGAUUUAUGAUGUAAAUAGCAAUGAUUGUCCUGUUUUUGAUGGCCUCUACGACUACUGCACCAGCUACACCGGCGGAUCCCUCUCUGCUGCUGCAAGACUCAAUGAAGGCAGCUCCGAUAUCGCCAUCAACUGGUCCGGUGGUCUCCACCAUGCCAAGUGCUCCGCCGCCUCCGGCUUUUGCUACGUCAAUGACGCUGUUCUUGCUAUCACCGAGCUCCUCAAGCAUCGUCAGAGGGUGUUGUACGUGGAUAUAGACGUGCAUCACGGAGACGGUGUAGAAGAAGCGUUUUACCAGACGGAAAGGGUGAUGACUGUAUCCUUCCACCAAAGAUGCAUAUUCCCUUAUAAAACCGGUUUCAUCGAUCACAUCGGGUCCGACCAAGGAAAGUACCACGCUGUGAACGUUCCUCUUGACGAUGGCAUCACUGAUGAUACCUAUCAUUCUCUCUUCAAACCCAUCAUCUCUAAAGUCAUGGAGGUUUACCGGCCUGAGGCCCUGGUCCUUCAGUGUGGUGCUGAUUCCUUGGCUAGAGACCCACUUGGUUCCUUCAACCUCACCAUCAAAGGUCACGCUGAGUGUGUCAACUUCAUCAGGUCAUUCAAUCUCCCUCUUUUGCUACUUGGUGGUGGUGGCUAUUGUCUCAGAAACGUUCCAAGAUGUUGGGCCUAUGAGACUGCAGUUGCUGUUGGAGUUGAGCUACAGAAUGAUCUUCCUAGCAACGAUUUCUAUGCAUAUUUUGGACCGCAUUAUACUCUUCAUGAUCCACCGAUAAAGGGACUGGAGAACAAAAACAGUACUAGUAGUUUGGAGAAAAUCAAAACAAGAGUUUUGGACAACAUAUCAAAGCUUGAGCAUGCUCCAAGUGUCCAAUUUCAAGAGAGGCCACCAGAUGCAAGCGUUGACGUACAACUUUUCUCACUCAAUUAAGGACUGGAUUAGAUUGAAAAAAAUAUAACACAUUAUUCACCACCUAUCUAGCUCUACGUACUUCACCGACCACUUGUAUAUAUAUAUAAACUAUUAUUUCAAUAUUCUAUUAAUUUUUUAGAAACAUUGUCUUACAAAAUGUGAUUGUAUGUAAAUAAAUCUAGGAUAGACAUGCUUGUAGUUAACAUGUUCCUAAUUAUUAAAAAAAAAAAACCAGAAUUUGAUUGAAAAAUUAUGUUGUCAAUCAGAGAGGAAAGAGAUUCAUGCAGUAAUUCUCUGCGGAAGGAUCAUAUUCAUGUAGGGAAUAACAAGCACAAGACUUUCAACUGCUUUUCCUGCACCUCAAGGAAUUUUACCAUAGUUAAAAAUCUGCAAAAA